AUGGAUGGCGAUCAACGAAAGCAUGAAGGAUCGAUGUCUCGAUCUGGAAAUGCUGCUCGCAGAGCAUCUGGUCGUGCAACCGAUCAUUUUGACCCGGCCAUUCAACCACGUGGAGACCAAACGGGGAUAUCGCAGCCUCCGGAGCAAGUCCCGGUGUCCUACGACUACGGAUACACAGGCAGCUCCUUUCACGGCGGUUCCCUGCAGUCAAACGACUUACAGAACUACCAAUCCCAGAGCUUUGCACGAGCACAGCGGCCUCAACAGUCCUCGUCUAUUCAGCAUCGACGGCGCAUGCCACCCCAGGAACAGCCUUACUCUUAUGAUUCCAACAUGAUGUACGGAUUCGGUCAGCCCGGUCCAACACAAGCACCCUUCGAGGUUGUUCCACAGUACCAGACUCGACCUGUCCCUAUUGAUGCCCUGGCGAACCCAUUCGUUCCACAGUAUUUUGCAUCAGAAGAUUCUGCAGGAUCUGGGCUUGCUGGAAUCCCCUCUUAUCUCAAUGCACAACUCCAACCUUAUAAUCAAACGAACCCCAUGGCACGCCCAGUUACCACCCAAUCCUUUCCUGCAAAUGUUACCGAUUUUACUAUAGGGUCCGGGUCCAUGAGCCGAUUCGAUCAGCCUGAACCUCAACAGUCGGACCCUUCGAGUCUGGAUGAGGCUAUAGGUCAAUACCAAAGUAUCUUGCGCCAUACUUUUGAUCAAACGCGAGCCGGAAGAUUAGUUGAAGCUAGUGGAUCGCUGCUCCGAAUUUCCAAGUGGCUUGUGGAUAAUGCACGGCGUCUAGGUCUCCUCAAUGACAAUAGCACCCUUUAUCCCGACCGUCUGGAGCUAUGGAGCAAUUUUAACCUUUGUUGGUUAGCCCUGUGUCAAAAGCAGAAGGAUUUGAUACAAGGUUUAUUGACAUCCGGUCAACAACCGCAGCAAAUCAGUUUAAUUCAACGUGACCGCAUGGAAACAAUGGGAAAAGAACUGAUCCAACUAUGCGAUCAACUUGAACAACAUGGCUUAGUGGAUUACCAAAUGGGUAUAUGGGAAGAAGAGAUUCUAUCCGUGCUGGGCCAAUGUCUCGAUCUGAUGGAAUCCAGCCCCGAACUCCACCAUAUCUCAACUAUACCCGAAACCACGGCAGCGGUGCCUCGACCGUGA
This is a messenger RNA of Penicillium soppii, 1155 nucleotides long. RefSeq lists its product as uncharacterized. NCBI's taxonomy places the organism in Eukaryota, Fungi, Ascomycota, Eurotiomycetes, Eurotiales, Aspergillaceae. The transcript is spliced from 3 exons. The coding region runs from base 1 to 1155 and encodes 384 amino acids. The record is from RefSeq and is a predicted model, not a curated record.